AUGGCCCUAAUUCUCAACAUCGAAGGUCGAGAUGGAGGGGGCGUCAUGUCUAUUGCAGUCAUGGUUCGUCUGUUCCACGACUUGGAGCUGUCAGACAGGUGUCUAUUCCCAGAGCCAACAAUCAGUGGUGGUGGUCCCAAUGGACGCAGCUUGGUGGCUUACACCGUCGUGAUGCUAUCGUCAACAACCCCAGAGGGCGAGAGCAACUGGACUCUCGAGCCAUUGCACCCGCCUAUUCAAGAAGAGGACCGCGAUAACUCUCCCUCCCCUGCAAUGAAACCAACGACCCUCUUCUUCCACCCAUCACCACCCCCAAACCAUCUACCCUCGCACAACCUCCGCUGCGCCACGUAG
This is a messenger RNA of Colletotrichum lupini, 354 nucleotides long. RefSeq lists its product as uncharacterized. The record is from RefSeq and is a predicted model, not a curated record. NCBI's taxonomy places the organism in Eukaryota, Fungi, Ascomycota, Sordariomycetes, Glomerellales, Glomerellaceae. The transcript has 4 exons. Bases 1 to 354 code for a protein of 117 amino acids.